AUGACGUCAUCACUCUCACUGAGGUCUGGGGCCUUGCCCAUCCUGGCCGUCCACCAUGGUGCCCUCAUUCUGCAUCAAAUUUCAGCUGCCAAUCUGCCGUCGUCACGCUCAGACAACCUUCUCGUCAUGCAGCAGGCUCAAUUGGCAUGGCUGCUCCCGGCCAAUGGCGGCGGAAAUGCACAGAAGAACCCAGCAGCCCCAACUCAACACAAAUUUCUUGGCAGAUCUCCCCCAUUAAACUCUCCUCUAAUCAAAACUGAAAACUCAAUCUCCCCCAUCUCUCUUCGACAAACACAGAACCCGGCCAUCUCAAUCAGUUUUUCAAACCAUACAGCCAAACCAUCUCAAUCCCUCUCACGAGUUCUUGUUGGUGUUAAGAAGAUUUCAACGCUUUCAAUCCUUAUUGUUUCACUAUUGUUGGAGUUGCAGUCAUUUCGGGAAGUCUCACCUUUCAGAAGCACACCUCAAGAGGAAGAAGACAUGGCAAAGCGUCUGAUUUCAAUCUUCAGCCGUGGUUGGGCUCAAAAACUCCUCCCAACAUCCUCCACUAAGCUGAACUCAGGAAAGGCUGUUACUGUGGGACUGGGUGGACAGAGUACAGUAGGUUACAGUACCCAAGUCAAGCAAGAGUAUGUUUCUUUACACUGUUUCUCUAUUUUCUCCUAUUUGUGAAGAUAUUGUCACCUUGGUUUGUGUGUUUUUUUUUGGGUAUUUUGUCACUUAACUUUUGCUAUGAGAGAUCAAAU
Molecule: messenger RNA, 746 nt
Organism: Rosa chinensis
Lineage: Eukaryota; Viridiplantae; Streptophyta; Magnoliopsida; Rosales; Rosaceae
Exons: 5
Coding region: 1-672 (223 amino acids)
Source: RefSeq, a predicted model, not a curated record